Messenger RNA from Egretta garzetta (little egret), 991 nucleotides. It is a transcript of the gene SNRNP27, whose product is annotated as small nuclear ribonucleoprotein U4/U6.U5 subunit 27. The record is from RefSeq and is a predicted model, not a curated record. The transcript has 6 exons. Gene Ontology annotation, biological process: RNA splicing. Gene Ontology annotation, cellular component: precatalytic spliceosome. The coding region runs from base 7 to 582 and encodes 191 amino acids. Lineage: Eukaryota; Metazoa; Chordata; Aves; Pelecaniformes; Ardeidae.
GCGGUGAUGAGGCCUCGGUUCAUCACUUGGAGGGGAGCAGAGGUUCCCUUCCUCCUCCUCCUCCUCCUCCUCCUCCUCCUCACACACACCGACUCCCCCCCGACCCCCUCCAUGCACCUCAGCUUUUCGGGGACAGAUCUGCCAACAGAGCGCAGGCGGUCACGGUCCACCUCACGGGAGAGGGAGAGGAGGCGAAGAGAGCGAUCCCGGUCCCGGGACAGGGACAGGAGGAGAAGCCGUUCUCGCUCCCCGCACAGGAGGCGGUCCAGGUCGCCAAGACGGCACCGAUCCAGCUCCUCCUCCCCCCCGCGACUGAAGGAAAGGCGGGAUGAAGAGAAGAAGGAGAUAAAGGACUCCAAAGGCAAAGAGCGUCAGAUCACGGAGGAAGAUUUGCAGGGCAAAACAGAAGAGGAAAUCGAGAUGAUGAAGAUGAUGGGCUUCGCCUCCUUUGACACGACAAAAGGAAAGAAGGUGGACGGCGCCGCAAACGCGUACGCCAUCAACGUGUCCCAGAAGAGGAAGUACAGGCAGUACAUGAACAGAAAAGGAGGAUUCAACAGACCCCUGGAUUUCAUCGCUUGACGCUGCCAGCGGCUCGGGGCCCGGAUUUCAGAGGAGUUUGGGUUAUUCCCAACAAAUCCCGCAGCCGGAGCGGGUACAAGUCACCGUUUCCUGGAGUCUUUGGUUUGUUUGUUGGGGUUUUUUUAUUUACAAUAUCCCUGGCAGUUCGUGUCUUGCCGGGAUUUCGUCGUGGUUCUCCUGUUGUUUUUUGAUGUCGCGCCGCGUUCCCCGUUUAAUAAACCCCCGUAUCUAUUUUUCCUUUUAUUUUUAGAAUUUGGGAAUAAAGCACAGGCUAGGGGGCUGCCGGAACCCCCCCGGUUGUUUACCCCGGCCGCUGUGCUUGCGCGGGGCGGGGACCUUAUUCCCCGAAACGCUCCCGUUCCCGCGUCGCAUAAAAAUGUAUAAAAUUUAUACAAAUAAAUCAAAUUAA